AUGGCUGAUAUUAAUGAAAAAAAUGAACAUAAUCAUCCACAUUCAAAUGAAAAUGCACAUGUGCCAUUAACUCCAAACGAAGACGAAACCGAACGAUCGAGUGACCGGUCUCAUUUAAAUUCAGAUGACCAAUCUGAAAAUCCGCAUGAAUCAUCAGAACAUGAUAAAAUAAAUGAAAAUAAUUCGGAUCAACCAGUUGCAAAUCAGUCCAAUAUGACAGAUGAAGAGGGCAGACACGAACAUGCAACAACUGUUGAAGAUACACACAUGGAUCAAUCAAGAUCGAAAACUUCAUCUAAUGAAAAGCAACAUAGUAAUUCUACUAAUCCAGUAAACAACAAUAACGACGAUCACACUAUGGAUACUGAUGAUAUCACCAAAGAUGAUUUAAAUCAAUCAUCUGAAUUGUUCACAGAUAACACAAUGGAACCAGACACCCAUGACGAUAAAAAUGACCAAACAGAUUCACAAGAAAAUACCUCAGUUAGUGAUCUAAAUAGUCCAGCUGGCGACGACUAUCAGAAAGAGACAAUUCCUCCAACCGGCAAUUCAAAUGAGAACUAUGAGACAAAUCCUUCCACAUCAUCUGGAAAACGUAACUCAAACAGUGAUAUUCAACUAGACGAAGAUCCAGAGAUCGGUGAAUCACAAGAAGGUUUAGAAAUCCAUAAACCAGAAGAGGGUUCAAAUACCGAUAUGCAGGAGAAGCCUACUACUCCUAGUGUUCUAUCCAGUUCCGUUCAUGCCGAUAUAAGAUGGCUGAAUCCACAAUAUCAUGAGAAUGAUUUAAUUAAAAAACCCGCUGAACUUGAAAAUGAUAUGAACGUACCAUCUGGCCCAAUCGAUAAGGAUAUCUUAAAUCGUGUUCAAGGUUCUAUGAUAGGUAUGGCAUUAGGUGAUGCACUUGGUGCUCAUGUAGAAUUUCGACCUCAUCAAUAUUUGGUUCAGCAUCCAGUAACUAAACUUGAAUCAGGAGGAACUUGGGGACUUUCAAAAGGACAGUUUACCGAUGAUACUUCUAUGGCGCUUUGCUUGGCAAAUUCAUUAAUAGCUAAUCGCGAUUAUAAUCCUUACGAUCAAUUGGUUCGGUAUAAAUGGUGGUAUAAACACGGAUAUAUGUCAUCGACAGGGCAGUGUUUUGAUAUUGGAGCAGCUACUAGACAAUCGGUACUCGAAUUUGAACAGCGUCAAAAACAAUAUGCCAAGUCUCACAACAUUCCACCCACUCAAAUAGAUUAUCUACCUUACUCUGAACUUAAAAAGGAGUUUGAUGUUUAUUGCAGUGAAGAAGAAGUAGCAGGAAAUGGAGCUCUUAUGCGUCUCGCACCUGUGCCACUCUUUUUCUAUAGGCAUCCCGAAGCAGCUGUUGAAUAUUCCGGUCAAAGCGGACAAAUUACUCAUGGAGAUCAGAAGGCCUAUGACUCAUGCCGUUAUUAUGGUGCUUUAAUUGUUGCUGCUCUCCAAGGUUACUCAAAAGAUAAGUUACUCGACAAUGAAUUUUAUUCAAAACAUAAAACAUGGUUUGGUAACAAUGAACUUCAUCCUGAUAUAAAAUCGAUUGCUGAAGGAUCAUAUAAACGUAAAAAUGGUUAUGAUGAUGGUAUUCGAGGAAAGGGUUAUAUUGUCGCUGCUCU
Molecule: messenger RNA, 1634 nt
Organism: Adineta steineri
Lineage: Eukaryota; Metazoa; Rotifera; Eurotatoria; Adinetida; Adinetidae
Source: the annotation of a GenBank genome assembly